This is a messenger RNA of Lineus longissimus, 10437 nucleotides long. RefSeq names its product multiple epidermal growth factor-like domains protein 6. Gene Ontology annotation, molecular function: calcium ion binding; protein binding. Bases 263 to 5062 code for a protein of 1599 amino acids. Lineage: Eukaryota; Metazoa; Nemertea; Pilidiophora; Heteronemertea; Lineidae. The record is from RefSeq and is a predicted model, not a curated record. The transcript is spliced from 31 exons.
ACAGGAAGGUUGAAUUCAACCGAAAUUCUUCGCAUAAACCUUUCAAAUAGCUAGCGGAUCUAUUGAAACUUGUGCUAUAUCAAUUCAUUCGGGAUAUGCACUUUUGCCGCGCUUAGAAAUUGGAUGUACACGCUUUCUUGACAUCUUUUCUUUAGGAGCUGAAUUCGGAUUGGGAUUUUGAUAGUUGCGUCGGCCCAGCGAAAGUUCUCUGAAACUUGGGCCUGAUUUUCUUUUCGCCUGUCGUGUUCAUAACUGCACAAUCAUGACUUCGCUAGGAUUUAUUGUAUCGACCAUCAUCCUUUGGAUGAAAUUAGGGACUAAUUUUGCUGCGGAUUUACAGGCUGGAAUGCCAAAUGUUUGUCCGUUUCAAGAGAUUGAGAUGGUCGGUGUGCGACGACCGUGUGUUCGAGCAUUUACACAGUUGGUCAAAGUCUGGAAGCCAAAUUGUGGUUAUAUGAAUAAUUGGUGUGUAGGAUACGAAAGAAGAACGCGAUACUACACGACGUAUAGACAAACAUUUCACAGGACUUAUCAGACAAAGUAUAGAUGUUGUCAAGGUUGGAAACAACUCAAUGGAGAAGGAGGGUGUCAGUACAGAGAGUGUGACAACAGUGUAUGUUUUAAUGGUGGAUCAUGUACCGGUGAUUUUAAAUCCAUGUGUAAAUGUGCUCCGGGAUUCCAAGGCCCGCGAUGUCAAUACGAUAUAAAUGAGUGUCAGUAUGAAAAUGGCAACUGCGAGAUUAAUUGCUGCAAUACGAUUGGUUCAUAUUACUGCAAAUGUCCGCCAGGAUUUCAACUAGUAGGCGGCAGGAGUUGCCAAGACAUCGACGAGUGCGCUAAAGAUAAUGGCGGUUGUCAGUAUCGGUGCGUCAACACGAAGGGCGGCUUCCAGUGCAAGUGUCCAACCGGCCAGAGGCUACAUGCUGAUGGCAGGCAGUGCAUAACUGAUGGUGGUUGCCAUAUCAACAAUGGCGGCUGUGAACACAUGUGUCAGACGCUUUUCAACGGACAUUAUGAGUGCAAGUGUCAAAAGGGGUUCAAGUUGGGAGAAGAUGGAAAGAGUUGUGAAUCAAUGGACCCAUGCCUAGUCAACAAUGGUGGCUGUUUACAGAAAUGCGUCAACUAUGGCGGCCGUGCCCAGUGUCAGUGCUACAUCGGUUACCGACUGAGCGCAGAUAUGAAAACGUGCGAGGACAUCGAUGAGUGCAAACUGAACAAUGCCGGCUGCACCCAAAUCUGUCGAAACACCCAGGGAUCUUUUGCGUGUACUUGCAAUCAGGGAUAUCAGCUUGGAGUGGAUGGCAAAUCUUGUUACAGGAUUGAGAUGGAAGUUGUAGACAGCUGCAGGGCGGAUAAGGGCGGCUGUGAUCAUACCUGUAAGCAUGUUCGCGGCGGCCCGCAGUGCUCCUGUAACCAGGGCUAUACGCUUCAGAUUGAUGGAAAAUCAUGCACAGAUACGGAUGAGUGCGAUCAGGGUACAGCUUGUUGUGAGCAUCUGUGUACCAACAACCCGGGAGGGUACACUUGUGGCUGCAAAAUCGGCUUCAAACUCAACAAGGACGGAUGCAGAUGUGAAGAUGUGAAUGAGUGUAUGGGCAAUAAUGGCGGCUGUGAACAGAUCUGCGUCAACUCGGAAGGUUCCUAUGAGUGUGUCUGUAGUUCGGGUAGCAGGCUUGCAGCCGAUGGAAAGCGUUGUCAGGUUAACACAAUGGUAGAACGGUUUGACAGCUUUGAAUAUCUUGCAAAGUACAUUCGAGACCAAAAUGUGGACACCGAUUCCCAGCUUCGUGGUGAUACUGUUCCCGGGACGAUCAGCUUCCAGCCGACCCCCCAGCCAGUUAUACCGCUAACGGACACGGUCAACCUUCAGGAGGAGCUGAAUCAACCUGACCCACAAGUUGAAUGCGUCCCCGGAACCUUUGGGGAUGAUUGUGAGUACAGCUGCGCCUCCUGUCAGAAUGGCGGGAUGUGUAACAUGCAGUUGAAUGGUUGUGAGUGCAAGCCUGGAUGGACUGGACUGCUCUGUAAUGAUACUUGCAAACCGGGCAUGUUCGGCGAAGGAUGUAAUAACAUAUGCACGUGUCAAAACGGAGGAUCAUGUGACUCAGCCUCUGGAGAAUGCCGCUGUCCCCCUGGUGUCAAGGGACCAAAAUGCGAAGACGGCUGCCCGCCAGGUUUUUACGGGACAAGAUGUGAUAAACCGUGCCCCAAGGCCUGUGCUAAGGGCUACUGUAACAGAAUUUUCGGUUACUGCGAGUGUGCCCCAGGAAUGUUCGGGCCUUCUUGUAACUUGCCCUGCCCCCAGGGGACGUAUGGGCCAAAUUGUGUCAAGCAGUGCAAGUGUGAAGGGGAGAAUUCAGAUGGAUGUGAUCCAACGGAUGGUACCUGCACUUGCAAAGAUGGUUUCUAUGGCGACCAGUGUGAAAACAAAUGUAACAAAGGCUUUUAUGGCCCAGGAUGCAAGAAGAAAUGUUCAUGUAGCUCACAGACUCGCUGUGAUCAUGUGACUGGACAGUGUAUACGGGAUUGCCCACCUGGCUGGACGGGGGAUAGGUGUGACCAACCUUGUAUCAAGGGUAGAUACGGUCGGAACUGUUUAGUCAAGUGCAGAUGCGGUGAGAGCGGGUGUGAUCCCGUCUCGGGCGAGUGUGUCUGCGCGGCUGGGAGACGAGGAUUAUUAUGCACGGAAGAUUGUCUAAAGGGCACGUGGGGUCUGAACUGUAUGAACCAGUGCGACUGCAAGAAUGGCGGAACUUGCCAGCCGAGCAAUGGCGAAUGUGUCUGCGAGCUUGGAUUCUUUGGGCCAAAAUGUGCCGAAGCUUGCCCUCCAAUGCGCUAUGGUGCCCAGUGCAUGAUGAGAUGCCAGUGCGAAAACGGAGCUGCAUGUGACCCUGUGAAUGGCAGAUGUAACUGUAGCGCUGGUUACACUGGACAGUUAUGUGACAGAGAAUGCCGUCCAGGAAUGUAUGGUGAGAACUGUGACAAGCGUUGUGACUGCAGGAAUAGCGCUGAAUGUGAUCCUCAAACUGGUGAAUGUAUCUGUGCUCCAGGAUGGAGGGGGAUCGAAUGCAGUGAACAAUGCAGUAACAAUACCUAUGGCCCAGGUUGCUCCAGACAAUGUAGCUGUUCUAACGGUGCCUCAUGCGACCAUGUCAGUGGUGCCUGUACCUGUACCCCAGGUUGGCGGGACAUGUACUGCGAAAAACCCUGUCCAGACGAUUUCUUCGGAUUAGAGUGCAAACAAGUCUGCAACUGUAAAAACGGUGCCCGCUGUAAUCACAUUACCGGAGAGUGCUCCUGUUCACCAGGUUGGAUCGGUGAGGGUUGUACGCAAGCGUGCCCACCCGGUCGCUGGGGACCAGAUUGCAAGAGAUCAUGUGAAUGUGAUAACGGAGCAACGUGUGAUAACGUGAAUGGCGCGUGCCGAUGUGCUCCGGGAUGGAAAGGCCUACGGUGCAACCAGAUGUGUCCGACUCAUUUCUUUGGCCUUGGAUGUGCCCAGAGGUGUAUCUGUACCAACAAGGCUGACUGUCACCACGUGUCUGGUAAAUGUAACUGCCCUGAAGGAUUCACGGGAAUGGCGUGCGAGUUAGCAUGUCCAGAAGGCUGGUUUGGCUUCAACUGCAGCGAGCCAUGUGACUGCAUGCACGGUCUGUCAUGCGAUCGCUACAAGGGAAAGUGUAAAUGUCUCCCAGGUUAUGAUGGCGAUAAGUGUGACAGACGUUGUCCUGAAGGGUUUUAUGGUCAAGGCUGCCGGGAGAAGUGCUUGUGUCAAAAUGGCGCAGGUUGUAAUUUUGAUAACGGCCACUGCCAAUGUGAACCUGGCUGGAGAGGGCACUUCUGUGAAAAACCAUGUCUUCCUGGAACCCACGGAGCAGGCUGUGCUGAAGAGUGUAGUUGUCCCCAGGGGGAGCCCUGUAACCACAUCACUGGAGCGUGUAACUGCCCCGCUGGCUUUACCGGACUAGCGUGUGAUAGGCGAUGCCCUGAAGGAACAUUUGGCCCCAAUUGUAAAGGACGAUGUGCCUGCGGAAGGAAUCACAUCUGUGAUCAUAUUACUGGAGAAUGUGUGUGCCGGUCUGGAUACAGAGGGAGGCAUUGCACUAGAGGAUGCAAAGAAAACUUCUUUGGCCCAGACUGCAUGUCGAAGUGCAUCUGUCAGAAUGGUGGUACAUGUAACAUGAUGACCGGAAUGUGUACGUGUCCGCUUGGCUUCAUUGGGCCAUCUUGCGGUGGCAACUGCCCGCCGGGCUUCUUCGGACAUCUGUGUAAGGAGAAAUGCUCGUGUCAGAACGGUGCUACCUGCGAUCACAUCACGGGACAGUGUCGAUGCCAGCCGGGCUAUUUUGGGAAGAGAUGUGACCGCGUUUGUCCUGAAAACACGUACGGUAAAGACUGCCAGGGACAGUGUAACUGUCACAAUGAUGCUCUCUGUGAUAAGAUGACGGGCACGUGUAGCUGUGGGAUGGGAUGGACAGGAGAGACAUGCCAAGUGCCGUGUGAGGAUGGACUUUACGGACCUAACUGUACUCAGAAUUGCAUUUGUCAGAAUGGUGGGUCGUGCGAUCGAUAUAGUGGCUGCUGUAAAUGUCAGCCGGGAUGGUAUGGCCAGCAAUGUGAAUAUGAAUGUCCCGAAGGAUUCUUCGGCGACAACUGCGGACGUAAAUGUGAUUGCGUCAACAACGCCAAAUGCGACCCAGAGACUGGUCAGUGUAUCUGCCCACCUGGGUACAAGGGUAAUACCUGUGAGAAGGUUUGCCGAGAGGGCACGUACGGGAAGCGAUGCAAGAAGGAUUGCAAGUGUGAGGACAAGUCGCGAUGUGACCCACUGACGGGAGAGUGUUCCUGUCCAUCAGGGUUUACUGGAGAGAGAUGCUUUAAAGCAUGCCCAGCUGGCCGAUAUGGUCCUGACUGUACAAUUACCUGUGACUGUGAUAGUGGUGUCAACUGCGACCCCGUGUCUGGAGCCUGCCAGUGUCCUGAUGGCAUGAUUGGGACACGUUGCCAGAUACCAGAAGUUCUUGAAAUUCUUGAAAGAAGAAAAAGACGGGCGCUGGAUUAAAUACUUGCCUCAAAAUUAACUCAGGAAUCCUCUACAUGUAGGUCCACAGAGGGGUGACAUCCCAGGCUACUUGGGAGGUUAAGAGGUCAACACCCAAGGUCGCAGGGAGAAGAGUUGAGAAUUACAUGGAUACGGUUGUCAAGGAAACACCUUGGAUACGGUUGUCAAGGAUACUGUGGAAACACCUUGGAUAUGGUUGCCUAGGGUAUGAAGGAAACACACUGCAUUAGGCUUGGAACUUUGGCAUGAUUAGAGGAUAGCAAAAUGUAACGGGUUAGAGUGCAGGCUCAAGGGGUUUGAUGCCCGCUAGGACAGAUGUAGGAAAGUCGUUACUGUAAAAACAAUGAAUGAAAGUAUUGUUGAAUACUUAAUUGCUUCAGAGAUUUGUCUGUGGGCACGAUAGUCCAUUUCAGAGGAGUGCUUGGGACAAACAUUUUGACUUCGAACUAUUUUGGGUUGACUUACCUGGAGGAGAGAUUAGGCGAGAGAGAUUUUAAAGUGAUGCCCAAACCAGCCUAUUGGACUAUUCUCCUCCUCAGAUAUUUGAACUCUGGCACAUUUGAACUUUCAUGCAUCCAAUGAUUGUGUUUUGAUAGACAUUAUUCGACCUAAUGAACAUCAGCUCUCCAUGUAAUGUCUGAACUCUUCUUCACUGACGGGCACAAUCUGCUGAAGGAGGUGAGACAAUGACUGGAACCUGCUCGGGAAGCAGUCAUUUGCUGAUGUCGCUGAAAUUCAGUUUCGCCUAAUGCGUCUCAGAUUUGAAGAGCGACACAUGGUUCUCAGCAUAUUUUCUGGUGGGAUAUUUCAGUUUGAGUUGAAUUCAGAACUUUCUUACUAAAGGUGUUUGGCCUUAAUAACAAGUGUUGUACAAUCAUUUUCGGUUUAAAUCGAACUCGAAUUGAAAUGUUUGAAUUAUCGUUAUGAGAUUCAGUUUCGACUUCAUGUAUCCAGUCAUUGUUUUAGCAGUGUUGUGGGAACAAAAGCUUGUAUCACAAUAUGCAUAUGAUAAGGUUUAUUUUGCUGUGCUAGCACUCAUGUACUGAAAUAGGCUCUGUAAGGUUGUAGGUGUCUUCUUGUUUGGUUGGGGUCGCUUGUGACUUGUUGGGUUGGUGUAAGAAAGAUGUGCUUGUCAGCCCUGCUACACUGGUUACUCAUGUUUGAUCUCUGAGAAGUUAAAAAGCUGUUUUCUGCAACUUCAAAGAUCUCAAGACAUAAACGUAUUGGCGUGAUGCCUAGGGUGUUCACUGUCCCUACAGGUUUGUCUGACAGUGUGGCAGUGCAGUCAAACUAUGGGGACUUGACAAGCACAUUUUAAGAUCCAAGAGUCAUAGAGUUUGUACUGUAUCAUUGGGGAGAGGGGAAAUGUGAACUGUGAUAUAAUGAAGAGAUAUGAAGGAAAGAAACCACAGAGGGGACACUAGAUGCAUGGCCUUGGACAGUCUGGCAAGGCACUAUUGUGAGUUGUCUCGAUCGUGUCUAGCUACCCGCGAUCUCUCCAUAGCAAAGUCGAAUUGAGUUGAGAUCGCGGGGUCGACGUCCCGAAUUGGCGACAUACAACUCUCUGGAUUGGCGACAACUCGCAAAAUGGGGAUCCUGACCUGUCUUUUGAGGAAGUAUAAGGUGUUCAUGUGCGUGGAUGGGUUCUAUUGCCUCGCGUCAUGUUUUAAACUCACGUUAGAAUGCAUUUAUUCUUUAUAUUGUUUUAACUCAGUAGUUUUAAUAGUCUACGUCUCAAUCUAUAGAUGGUGCUGUAAACAGUUGUUAUCUCUUGUUGUAGUCAGGUCUUUCGAUGAUGAAAUGUUAAGUUAAAAGCUGGGUGUUAUUAGGACAUUACUUUGCUCUAUCAAUGUUGGGUGAAUUUGGAACAACGUAAAGGGAAAUCAGAGACUGGUAGAACCCUAUAAACUGUUGGAGAGAGACGCCCUCUCCAUCUCACAAAGAUGCAGUUGGACAGAUACUCGAAGCCCCAACCACGAGAUUACAGGCACUGGGGUGGAUCUGGAACAUCGGUCUUAUAAACAGCGGUAAAAGGAAAUUUAGAAAACUGCUGGUUUUACCCAAUUUGUUGUUGCUGAUAAAUAACUGAGGGUAUGUUUCACUAUUGACAGACUGAGAUUUGACAGCAUAAUUUGGCAAAAAAUAUACCAUGGUAGAAAGAGAACAUUUGCAGCACCAUCUAUUGGUAUCACAUUAAGACUGUAGUUUAGAAACUUCAAAUAUCUCUAUUUAUAAAAUUGACCUCUUGUCCACUGAAGGUUCAUGGUUAUGUGAAUUGUUUUCUAGGGGGAGGGGUAUAAACAAUCGCAUAUACGAUUUCCCAGUUUGUCUGUAGUUGUCUAAAGCUACGUUUCCACUGCAGUGGGAACCAUCAGGAAAUUAUGGGAAUCACAUGGUUUUCACAGGCGUAGGAUAAGUUUCAAUGUAAGCGAUUGGCUCAGCAAUUGUGACUGACCUCAAAGCGUGUAAAGCCAGAAACUGUGACAGAUUCCUACUGUAGUGCAGUAUUUGGUUCGGCAGACAUGUCUUCAGUGUGCAAGGGGUUAACAUAUCAACAUGACUACUUGUAAUAAUUAGGACACUGUAAUUACGCAUAAAUUAUCUUAAUUAAUCAGUUAACAUUGUCAACACUGUCUAACAAAUCUUGAAGUGGUUGCAACUUUCAGCAAUUUCAUAGUUAAUAGAGAAGUAACCUCACAAGUAGUAAUAAUAUUGAUAAUGAACAGUAUGCUGCAACUGGGGUAGUCAAGUGACAUCCCGCUGCCACAAUCAGUCCUUCGUGCAAGCACUCAGCCACCUCAGGCUUUCUCAUGAGCAUAUUGCCCCAGGCAAUGGAAUUGUCUUGCACGUAGAAUUGACUGACAGUUUUCCUGUAAACCUAUGGGCUUUAUACUUUUUCUCUAACUUGUGUCUAAAAGGUCAAAAAAUCCUUUGUUGUACCUGACAAAUUCCACAAACUUCCAAUUCUAUGCAAAUUAUGCAAAUUUCUUGAGGUUUUAUCGAAUCCAAACUGCUGUUUUCAGAAUUAAGCAAUAAAUAUUAAUGUAUAAGGGGUGCAAAGAAGCAAUACUGUAGAUAAAUACAUUGUGUGUUAGGAACUUUGUAAGGUAAAGUGGCACAAGUAUAGUUACUCUACAAGUAUGUGCAGUAAUGUGUACUGUCGGCUGUUUAAUACACUAUAAUUGUACCACAUUAACUUAUGUUGCCAUGGCAACGUUUCAAAUCACUCUUGAACUGUCUUCCAAAUCUGUCAGCUCUGCCCUUUGUAUUCAUUGGUAAAUAUCAUGAAACAAUAUAGAUAGAUCCAAAUUCAGCUACAUGUAUGAAAAUAAUCUGUUCGAUUGACCCUGUAUGAAGGUCUGAGAGGAUCAUUUGGCACCAACAAGGGGUAGUACUUCCAUAGCAACUCCGAUGGUAAGGAGUACUACUUUGGGGCACUAAUAGACCCUAUAACAAUACUGCUAUGGGGUUCCUUUGGGCCCUGUAACCAUAUAGGCCUAGUACCACUGCUCUGGGGUUCCUUUUGACAACCUUCAGCUGGUGAAAGUUUGGUGUAGAAAGUCAAUGGUCAUAAUAUUCAUGGUACAGAUGUCAAGCAUUGCUAAACAUUCUCAAAGUCUUAGGUUUUUAUCUAGGAUGUGAAUAGCCAACUUUAAACUGGGCCAUUCAUUUGGUCUGUAAUAGGUUAAUUAGCACAAUAAUCCACAUAACUGAGUAUAGUAACAUAGUUAGUAGCAUAGUAUUUUGACCGCGCCACAUAAUUGGUGUGACAUGUGAUUGUCCAUAUAUCAUUAUACAUAAAAUAUAUAAAUAUAUAUGAAGCAGUAACUUAAUAGGUUUAAGAUUCAUGGUCAUUUAAUGAAUUCAGAUGUAAAUUAAUUGUGAUUCAUAAAAUGUGCAUUUUGAUGUUUUAAAUAAUCAUGUGAAGAAUCUCAUCUGCAUAUACAUCUCAUUUACAUAUAACUCAUUUGCAUACCAGUAUUCAGUGUAUCUCAUUUGCAUGCAUGAUGAGUUGGAUGUAAAUGAGUGUCUCAGUGAUUGUCACUUAAGGAAAACACCAUGACCUGGAAAAACUAAGUCUUGAUAAAACAUGUUCAUAGAGUACAAGGAUCAGUCUAGGCCUCCUACCUCACCCCUUAAUGACUAGGGAUGGUGUUUUCCUGAUAGCAAGAAUCUAUGUACCUGCUUAGGAUUGUAAAUGCACUGUUUUGUUGAUGUAGGCCUAUUCAGUUGGGUCAUUCACAACAAAUUGAAUUCAUUACCCCAGGCUACAUGUACCAGUAUGCUCUAGAACAGUCACAUUUGUGCUUCAGCUGUAACUAUGUAUCUCUUGGGUUAAUACAUAUCGUAGCAAAAAUGAUUUGACUUAAGGUAUUUGGGUAUAAAGAGGGAAUUCCACUUCCACACGAUGAAUACAACAGCUAUAUACUACAUUCUCCCCUUAUUGGCAAAUUGUUGUUUCAACCAUAAACAGGGGUGUGGUAUUAUGAACACAAGGCCUACAUUGGGAAGAAUAAAUGAAUACUAACAAAUAGGAACUUCAAAAAGAUCAGAAGAUUUCAUUUCCUAAAGGGACAAUUACUGAAGCUCACAUAUAUUUGAUGACCUACUCAGAUUUCACAAAAGGCAGACCUGGGUGAAAUGAACAGUCCGUCUCAACCUGCCAAGCUCAGAGUAGCAUUAGCCAGGUUUUGUUUUCUUCAAGGGCUGGAAUCUCUUCGGAGUGGAAUUGUAUGACUCCAUUAUGUGGUUUGAUACUACCCUCUAAAACCCCACCCACAUCGGCAUUCAAGAUGUCCUCAGAUACCAUGUACUGGAACAUCUAUUGGGAGAUAUAUAUAUAAUGUGUUCUCACGGUCAGCCAUGUUUGAGGGCAGAACAAUGAUUUGUCAUACCUGACUUAACUGAAUCAAAUGUUGUCAUGGUCAUUUGGGUUUGCUUUCUUUUGUCUUUCCCUCAAACAUGGCCAGUGAUGACAUCAUAUGAAACCACUCUAUUGCAGCACAAUUGCAGUCCCUCUCUUCCGAUGUCAGCAGAUGAAAAGUUCUACCAUGACGCUAGCGUGUUAGCUUCAUGGUUCCACGUGACGUACCAACGUGCCAGACAGUUCUGAUAUAUUUGCACACAGUAAAGUUUUCCUCUAAAAUGUUUGAGUAUUGCUGCUUCAAGUCAAAAAGUGGCUCCAAAUGGCUUUAACUGUAGCUUCCAGAUGUUUCCAUCAUUGGAAGGUAUACUUUUGUUAUGUGUCAGGCCAACCAGAGUUGUCCAGUCUUACUUCGCCAAAUAUGGGCAUGAUAUUAAUGUAUUCAGUAAGAUAGGUCUUAUGUCUGUACAAUGAAAGUUUUCAUCUUGGAAAUAAAAUAAUUUCAAAUUAA